GACAAGUCUUGUCGAGGUUAGUUGAACGCCCCCCUACACUUGCCUUGCGAUGUGAUCCCAGGAUGCUCACCCUCAUCGAUGCCCCCCCCCUUUCUCUAUCCCCUUCGUUUCAUCCUCGCACAGCUGCAAAUCUUUUGCUGUGUGAGAUGAUUCGGGAGGCGAAAAAGGAAGCAUGCCGGAUGAGGGGAUGAACCUUUCUGGAAAAAUCUCUUCCCAGAGGCAAUAAACGAGGCACAAAGAACAGGAACAAAAGACUAACUAAAUCACCCUUGCUAUCAGACCUUCAUCAAGAUGCAGAUCUUCGUCAAGACCCUUACGGGUAAGACUAUCACCCUUGAGGUGGAGUCCUCCGACACCAUUGACAAUGUCAAGUCCAAGAUCCAGGACAAGGAGGGUAUCCCCCCGGACCAGCAGCGUCUGAUCUUCGCUGGUAAGCAGCUCGAGGACGGCCGUACUCUUUCGGACUACAACAUCCAGAAGGAGUCCACCCUCCACCUCGUGCUCCGCCUGCGUGGUGGUGGUAAGAAGCGCAAGAAGAAGGUCUACACCACCCCCAAGAAGAUCAAGCACAAGCACAAGAAGACCAAGCUCGCCGUCCUCAAGUACUACAAGGUCGACGGUGAUGGCAAGAUCGAGCGUCUCCGCCGCGAGUGCCCCUCCCCCGAGUGCGGUGCCGGUAUCUUCAUGGCUGCCAUGCACAACCGCCAGUACUGCGGCAAGUGCCACCUCACCUACGUCUUCGACGAGUCCAAGUAAAUUGGCCUUUGACAAGUCGCCUAUCUUUCGCUCCAGCUGGAUGUGCUUCGAUCUUCCCCACGGAACUAGGACA
Messenger RNA from Aspergillus japonicus CBS 114.51, 829 nucleotides. Its product is annotated as ubiquitin-ribosomal 40S subunit protein eS31 fusion protein. The transcript is spliced from 3 exons. The record is from RefSeq and is a predicted model, not a curated record. Gene Ontology annotation, molecular function: protein tag activity; structural constituent of ribosome; ubiquitin protein ligase binding. Gene Ontology annotation, biological process: protein ubiquitination; modification-dependent protein catabolic process; translation. NCBI's taxonomy places the organism in Eukaryota, Fungi, Ascomycota, Eurotiomycetes, Eurotiales, Aspergillaceae. Gene Ontology annotation, cellular component: ribosome; nucleus; cytoplasm. Bases 292 to 756 code for a protein of 154 amino acids.